Molecule: messenger RNA, 1758 nt
Organism: Neoarius graeffei (lesser salmon catfish)
Lineage: Eukaryota; Metazoa; Chordata; Actinopteri; Siluriformes; Ariidae
Gene: pgam1b
Product: phosphoglycerate mutase 1b
Exons: 4
Coding region: 197-961 (254 amino acids)
Biological process (GO): glycolytic process
Molecular function (GO): intramolecular phosphotransferase activity
Source: RefSeq, a predicted model, not a curated record
AAGAAGAGGAAGCAGGAAGUGUUUUCGUUCUUCACUUCCUCAGUCUGUCCGACCUCAGAGCCGCGACCUUCAGGAGGAAGCUCCGGUUAUCAGCACCAGGAACGCGUUCAUCCUCCGUCUCCGCCAGUCCACGCUUCCUCAGCAAGGCUCUUGUUUUGCCGGAAGUACCGCGCGACUACACCGAGCAGACUGCACCAUGGCCGCCUACAAGCUGGUGUUGAUCCGGCACGGAGAGAGCUGCUGGAACCAGGAGAACCGCUUCUGCGGCUGGUUCGACGCCGACCUGAGCGACACCGGCAUCCAGGAGGCCAAGAGAGGCGCCCAGGCGCUGAAAGAAGCAGGUUAUGAGUUUGAUGUGUGCUACACGUCUGUGCUGAAGCGGGCCAUCAGGACAUUGUGGUUAGUGCUGGAGGGCAUCGAUCAGAUGUGGCUUCCUGUGCAUCGCACCUGGCGUCUGAACGAGCGGCACUACGGCGGCCUGACGGGGUUAAACAAGGCCGAGACGGCGGCCAAGCACGGAGAGGCGCAGGUGAAGAUCUGGAGACGCUCAUACGACAUCCCACCUCCUCCCAUGGAGCCUGAGCACAACUUCUACUCCAGCAUCAGCCAGGACCGUCGCUAUGCCGACCUGACGGAGGACCAGCUGCCAUCGUGCGAGAGCCUGAAGGACACAAUCGCCCGCGCUCUGCCCUUCUGGAAUGACGAGAUCGUCCCGCAGAUCAAAGAGGGCAAAAGGGUGCUCAUCGCCGCCCAUGGCAACAGUCUCCGCGGCAUCGUCAAGCACCUGGAGGGUAUGUCCGAGGAGGCCAUCAUGGAGCUGAACCUGCCCACAGGAAUCCCCAUCCUGUACGAGCUGGACCAGACGCUGAAGCCUGUGAAGCCCAUGCAGUUCCUCGGGGAUGAGGAGACGGUCCGCAAGGCCAUGGAGGCUGUGGCUGCUCAGGGCAAGGCCAAGAAAUAGAGAGGGGAAGUGUGGGAGGAAGUGGUGGGAGAGAGAGAGAGAGAGAUAUAUUUAUCAAACACAUGUUUAUACACAUCACAUUCUAUAAGGAUGGUACUGGGUUCCACACAUGGCUCAGUAACUCGCUUGUGAGAAAUAAUUUAUUCAGAAUUGGGAGCAAAUUUCAGAAACUCUUCCUCGGCAGUAUUAAACGGUUGAACCCCCUGGUGACCCGAGACGUCCUUGUGCAUUUAAAGCACUGCGUUUUCUGUGGCUUCAAUAGAACACACUCGGCUUUGCUCGGUAGUGGAAGCGCUACGGCAACGGUAUCCAGGCAACGGCACUUAACGGACGAUGGGGCAGCGGGUAAAUCGUGUGUGCGCGCGUGUGUUUGUGUGCCUCUUUUGUAGAAAAGAAGCUGAAUGCGCUGUGUUCCAAAUCGCACCGUGACUCACACCAAACAUUGCACGCCUACAGCAUGCCACUUAAAACACACACACACACACACACACACACACACACACACAGUGUCCAUCGUUUCAGAUUCCCCCUUGGAGUUAAGUCUGAGGACCAAAAGUUAUCAUUCCUAACUUUUAAUAUUUUGAAGGGUGCUUACGUGUGUUACAUGGUGUGUAAAUCUGACUGUAUUUAAAUGUCGUCGUCGUCAUCAUCCUGAAAUAUUCCAUAUAAAUGCGACAUCCCUGAGCGUAGGUGUCUGUAGUACGAUGCCUUGAUUUAUUUUUGUUUGACUGUCUGUCUGAUGUGAGCCUACACUGGAGCUUGUGUUAACGCUUUAAUAAAAGUCGUUUGAAAAGAAA